Messenger RNA from Hemibagrus wyckioides, 2128 nucleotides. RefSeq names its product APEX nuclease (apurinic/apyrimidinic endonuclease) 2 (gene apex2). Gene Ontology annotation, biological process: base-excision repair. Gene Ontology annotation, cellular component: nucleus. The record is from RefSeq and is a predicted model, not a curated record. Gene Ontology annotation, molecular function: zinc ion binding; phosphoric diester hydrolase activity; endonuclease activity. The coding region runs from base 237 to 2045 and encodes 602 amino acids. Lineage: Eukaryota; Metazoa; Chordata; Actinopteri; Siluriformes; Bagridae. The transcript is spliced from 6 exons.
GCUUCUGAUCUACUUCCGCAAUGGCUUACGCGUUGCUUUUGCUCAGUGUGAAUUGGUGUUUUGUUAAACAGUUUGCCAGAAAACUGUGAGCAAUUUUAAUCUAAAACAUCUGUAAGAAACAACAAUUACAUCGCAUAUCAAUCACUCGUAUUUACAGCUUUCCCCGACAAUGACGGUGAGCGCGCGCUCUUAAGGUCUCGCGAGAGGUGACCUGGGUACUUCCCGCACAGUGCUGCAUGCUGUCGGUGGAGUGUGUCUGUGUUGUGGUGUGUGUCUGUUGUCCAAACAUGAAGAUUGUCACUUGGAACAUAAACGGGAUAAGAACCUUUAAAAACAGGAUAAAGUCGGCGCUUGACGCGUUCGACGCAGAUAUAAUAUGCGUGCAGGAAACGAAAGUAACGCGCGACAUGCUGGACGAAAGGACUGCGAUUGUGGAUGGAUACAACUCUUAUUUCAGCUUUAGCCGAGGACGCACUGGCUACUCGGGUGUCGCGACGUUUUGUAAAGACUCCGCCACUCCUUUCGCUGCAGAAGAAGGACUUACAGGUCGGCUUGUCAAUCAUGGAGAGGCUGUGGGUUGCUAUGGUGAUCAGGGGGAAUUCUCCAUAGAGGAGCUCCAGUCACUCGAUAAUGAAGGAAGAGCUGUAAUCACCCAACACAAGUUAAAGCAGGAAGCAGAAGACUCUGAGACACUGACUGUCAUCAAUGUGUACUGCCCGCGUGCAGAUCCAGAAAAGCCAGAAAGAAAGCAUUUUAAACUUCAGUUUUACAAACUCCUACAGAGCAGGGCUGAGGCGAUUGUGGGGCCACGAAGUCACGUGAUUAUUUUGGGAGAUAUAAACACCUCUCACCGGCCAAUAGACCACUGUGACCCAGAUGAUGUGGAGAACUUUGAGGACAAUCCAGGCAGGAAGUGGUUGGACAGCUUCCUAUUUACACCGGAAGAAAAUGAGAAUGAUGAUGAUGAGGAAGGUUCUGAGUCGUCCCAGAAUUGUGUGUCUGGUGGUAAUUUUAUUGACACGUUCCGUCAUUUCCAUCCUACACGCACCAAUGCCUUCACAUGCUGGUCUACACGUACAGGUGCUAGGCACACCAACUAUGGUACCCGCAUCGACUAUAUAUUUGCCAAUCUUUCGUUGGUUGAGAGAAACUUUCUAAAUGCAGAUAUCAUGCCUGAAGUAGAGGGCUCUGAUCAUUGUCCCAUAUGGGCUGAGUUAAGCUGUACUUUUGUACCCAGUACUAAGUGCCCAGCUCUGUGCACUUGUUAUAUGCCUGAGUUCAUGGGGAAGCAACAGAAACUCUUGCGCUUUCUCGUUAAGGUCUCCGAUCAACAUGCAGAUGGAAAAGACAAUGAAAAAGUGUUGCCUGGAUCUCAAGAAGCUGGGGAGAUUCGUGAGAACCUCAAUCCUCUAGCAGCAGGUGUCAGUUCUGGGAGCAAGAGACCUUCUGAUGAACUACCAGAAUCAUCUACAUGCAAAGCAAAAAAAAGUAAACAUGCUAAAAAGGCAGCAAAACCUCAGGGCAGUCUUCUGAACUUCUUUAAACCUAAACUGACCACAGUGGUAUCUUCAAGCCAGAGCCUAAGCUCAUGCAAGAACACAGAGACAGAUGUGAAGAGUGAAUGUGUCAUGCCCAAGAUCCACGAAAAUACAGAAAAUUAUGUCAGCAGCUGCACUGGAACCCGCAGCAUGCUUACAGUGUGCCACACUGAGGUGAAAGUGAAGGGUGAAAAAAAUAACUUUAGUGACAAAACGACUAAGGAAGGAGAAGAAGAAGAGUGUUGUCAGGAUCAGCUUGAAAGCAACGCCAUGCUCAAUCAAGAGACCAAGAAAGUGGCCUGCCCAGACUUUUGGAAAUCAGUUCUGCACGGACCUCCCCAGCCACCACUGUGUAACGCACACAACGAGCCGUGUGUGCUGCGGACUGUGAAAAAACCUGGACCAAAUUUGGGCCGGCAGUUUUUUGUAUGCGCCCGUCCUCAGGGUCACACGUCCAAUCCACAGGCAAGGUGCAAUUUCUUUGCCUGGGUGGACAAACGCAAGUAGCCCUCUGUAAAAUAUCUGUUUAUAUCGUGCUAGAUGAAAUCUUUUUAAUGUUUUUAUUGUAUAAAUAAAUGAUUUAUAUGUUU